ACUGAAAGAGUACGUAGUAAUGAGAAAAAUGUUCAAAUCUCAGCUUCCAAGAGAAAUUUCAAGGUAAAAAACUGAGAGGAGAGUAAAAUGAAGGUUUAGAAAUGGAGAGGAGAGAACCUCAGAAAUUCUGGCAACAAAACAUUGCAUUGCAUCGUGUGUAAAAGAGAUCACUUGGCCGAAGAAAAAAAAGGGGCCGCAGAUAGUCUUUUGCCAAAUCGAUCGUCGUCUUCGCCCACAUCGUCUCCUUUGCAGAUUCCUGCCGCCGGCGUUAACCAUCUAUCACGCACUGUUCCAGAUCGUCCAUCUGCUCUUCAUCCAGGUUCUGUUCUUCGCCCAAGUUGGAUUAAAUCCGGUAAUCGUGGUUUUUUGUCUCUCGGCGAUUAUCUCUCCUUUUUUUUCCGGAUUAAAUCCGUCUGUCUCUCGGCAACUCAAUUUGGAAUCCUUCUCUCCCAUUUAAAAAAAAGAAGGAAACACAGCCGAGCAUAUUAUGUCCGCCGCCAAAGAUCCCUUUGAUGCACUCCCAGGGGGGCUGCGAUUAUUCUUAUGCAAUCUUCAUUCCCUGGUUCCGGUAAAAUUAGAGGACAAUAAUUAUCCCUCUUGGUCCUCUACAGUUAAGGCUACAUUGAUUGCACAUCGUCUACUCGGUUACAUUGACGGGACAGAGCAUGUACCACCUCCGACCAUUGUUGAUGAGAAAGCUUCAUCUGCUACCGACAAAGAACCUGUUAUUAAGGUCAAUCCUGCCUAUGAUCAAUGGACUAUUAUUGAUGCACAAUUGCGGGCCUCUCUCCUUGCUCUUCUCUCCCCAUCGGUUCAGAAUCUGGUCCACCAGUGUCCAACGGCUGCUGAUAUUUGGGAUAAACUUCACCAGAGGUAUAAUUCCCUAUCCCGCACACAUAUUUUUCAACUCAAGGAUCAGCUUCACAAUCUGCGAAAAGGACAAUCCACAAUGCAAACAUACUUGGAUGAUGUUCUUAAAAUUGUUACCGCCCUGGCUUUGGCACGAGAAACUAUCCCCGAGCAGGAUAUUAUUCUCAAUGUUUUACGCGGUCUUCCUCAAGAAUAUGGCCCUAUUAAAUAGAAUAUUCGUUCCAAUCUUGUGGCUCUCACUUUCAAUGAAGUCUCUGCCUUGUUACUCUCCGAAGAAUUGAAUCUCCAACUUGAGCAAAAAUUGCAGCUUGGUGCAUCUUCUACGUCCACCGCUGAUAUUCACACAGCCCUUUACACCUCGAAUGGGCGAGGCGACCGUGGGCGUGGUCGUGGCAGAGGCAGGUUUACCGGGGGACGAGGGGGUGGUCGUUUCGGACAGAGCGGACGGCUACCACAGGACCGCUCCAAUGGUCGUGGUCGUGGUCGUGGUCGUGGAUCGCAACGUGACUUCUCCCUUGUAUGUCAAAUUUGUGGAAAAGCAAAUCAUGGCGCAUGGCAAUGUUGGAAUCGCUUCAAUGAGGAGUAUUCUGGUCCACCCCGACAGCAUCAUAACACUCCAGCUUUGUAUACUAGUUACUCCACUGAUUCUAAUCAGAACUGGCACCUUGACUCUGGAGCUAGUACUCAUGUGACAUCCGAUUUAUCGAGGCUGAAUAAUCCAACUCCAUAUCAUGGUCCCAAUUUAGUUACUACGGCUGGAGGUCAGUCUUUACCAAUCUCUCAUGUUGGCUCAGGUCAGGUCUCUACACCUUCAGGAAUUUAUGAUCCUGGACAACCACACCAAUACAGUGACGUACAGAGGCCCAUGUGAGCGUGGACUAUACACCCUUCCAUCCAAACUUGUCUCGAAUAUCGCUCCACUAGUGGCUAAUACCAUAAAGACAACCUCUCAUCAGUGGCAUUGUCGUCUUGGUCAUCCAUCUUUUCAAGUCACAAGAUUACUUUUUUCUCAACUAACUUUUUUCUCAACUAGGUCUUUCUUUUUCAUCAAAUGUUGUUCAUUG
Messenger RNA from Cuscuta campestris, 1934 nucleotides. Lineage: Eukaryota; Viridiplantae; Streptophyta; Magnoliopsida; Solanales; Convolvulaceae. The record is from the annotation of a GenBank genome assembly.